CGUUUUCGGUUCCCUCUCCCACUCUUCGAUCCUUCUGAAUACUCGGCGAUCUCCUUCGAUGGCGAGAUGGUAGGAGCUCCAACGAUACGGCGAUUCUCUCGCUGGCUACCGGAUCCUCGUCGCCGGCUCCGUCGUUUCCUGUAACGCGCCGGGGAGCGGCAACACCUUGCAGCGCCAGGUGGCUGCCAAUUUCUCUGCUGCUACUGAUUUCAAGCUUAUGCAUCUCGUGACCUGCGGAGCCAUGCUUGGUUCUGUACCGCAACUUUUUUCUAACGCCUUUAACUGGUCGAAGGAGAGAAAUCAUUCGAUCAUCCAGCAGAGAUUAUUGGCCACCGAGGGUUGCCUUGCAUCAAUCUCCUCGCACAGUAUCAACCUGUGAUGGCUAUGCAGUAAUGGCUUAUAUCAAGUCAUUGCCAAAGUUUUCUUCCCAACAAUUAAGCUAAAUGCAAGGAAUUGUUGUCAAGUCAAUUGACGAGAGGGAAAGGGUGCGAAGCCCACUGGAACCUGAAGACCCCACCAGACCACCCCUUCGGGAGCCAAAUGGUCGCGCAGGCCGCUUAAACAAAGUGCAAUAUGCACAACAGUACCGAUCAAAUGGUAACUUCUUUAUGGCCCAAAGUAAAGCUUCUAAGAUGGAGCUUUGGAAGUUGCGUGUUUCAUCACCCCUACUAUAUUAGCCCUCCCUUCCACCAACAUGAACCACUCCUCUCUCCCUCCGCUCCUCUCGCACAGCUGCAACACGAGCGUCGUCGCCAUGCCCCACUCCUCCCCCAAGCCUUCCCCUCCUCUCCACCGCAUCGGCGGCAAGCCGGUCCUGGGGGCGGGGGCAUCGGCGGCCGCAGGCGUACCCGUUCGGUGCAUCGGCCAUGGCGUCCCCGCCGUGGUGUCGCGACAUCACGAGCACGCGGUGGAAGCCCACCAGUGCUGCUCGGCCUUGGUGCAGCACGUCGCGGCGCCGGUGGCCAUGGUGUGGUCGGUGGUGCGCCGCUUCGACCAGCCGCAGACCUACAAGCACUUCGUGAAGAGCUGCCACGUGAUCGACGGCGACGGUGACGUCGGCACCCUUCGGGAGGUCCGCAUCGUGUCCGGCCUGCCGGCGGCGACCAGCCGGGAGCGCCUCGAGAUCCUCGACGACGAGCGCCACGUGCUCAGCUUCCGGGUGGUCGGCGGGGAGCACCGCCUCGCCAACUACCGCUCCGUCACAACCCUCCACCCGGAGGCCGAGGGGUGCACGGUGGUGGUGGAGUCGUACGUGGUGGACGUGCCGGCGGGGAACACCAGGGAGGACACGCGCGUCUUCGUCGACACCAUCAUCCGGUGCAAUCUCCAGUCCCUGGCGCGCACAGCCGAGAACCUGGCCAAGUAAUUUCCCACCCAAUCCAACCCUGUGGCUGCCCAUCUUCUAAGCUUCCACCGCCACCACCCCUCUUGCAUGCCCACUCGGAAGCAGACGACGACAUCUCAGAACAACUGCUGAGCCCGGCAACAUCGGGAAAUUUUGAGGAAAGAGAAAAGAAGAGAGAAACUCUUCCAACUCGUUCCUAUCUCUUGUUUUGUCUUCUUUGUUUCGGUCACAUGAACCCUUGCGGAUAAAUGCUAUGUAGUUCUGUCUAUACAUAAACCCUCCAAGAAAGCAAAACAGAUGUUUCUUGGAAUGCUAGCUAGCUUUAUUUACCUUAGUCUC
Molecule: messenger RNA, 1684 nt
Organism: Musa acuminata subsp. malaccensis (wild Malaysian banana)
Lineage: Eukaryota; Viridiplantae; Streptophyta; Magnoliopsida; Zingiberales; Musaceae
Source: RefSeq, a predicted model, not a curated record